Messenger RNA from Haliotis rufescens (red abalone), 2577 nucleotides. Its product is annotated as sodium-coupled monocarboxylate transporter 1-like. Gene Ontology annotation, biological process: transmembrane transport; sodium ion transport. The record is from RefSeq and is a predicted model, not a curated record. Lineage: Eukaryota; Metazoa; Mollusca; Gastropoda; Lepetellida; Haliotidae. Gene Ontology annotation, molecular function: symporter activity. Bases 426 to 2330 code for a protein of 634 amino acids. The transcript has 15 exons. Gene Ontology annotation, cellular component: membrane.
UACAAAGACAAUAGGACAGUUUUCUGCAACUAUUGUCGAUACUAUUGUUUACAGACGAUGUUGUGAUUUGCAUUUAUAGACAUAAGCACUCGACACAACUUGGCAAGUACUUGCAUGUAAAUUCCUUGACACCAGCGGUAUACCCGAAACACGUGACGUCUCAAGCUCCAUUUGCGUUAUAUCGAGGAGCAAGCGGCGUAUAGAGAGGCCUAUAGGAAAUUCCGUGGACGGAUAUUAGUGUAUGUUUGUGAUGAAUUGGGAUCGAGAUAUCGUAACAUGUGAUCUGGAUCCAGGAACACUGAGUUUUAAAGACAACAGGCGGUGUAAACUAGAAUAAUGCUUUCGUUGUGAACAAUUAGAAAUAUAUUCAGGAACACGCAAUCCGGGAAAUUCUUUUUGGAAAGAAUUAUCAAAUUAUCACAGCUAUGGCGACUACCUUCGGCAUCCUUGAUUACUGCAUCUUCAUCGGACUCUUAGCAGCAUCGGCGCUCAUUGGAGUUUAUUAUGUGAUCAAAGAAAAAUGGCAGACGAAAAAGGCAACAGCAGACGACAUUUUGAUGGGAGGGCGGGAAAUGGGAAUAUUCCCCGUUGCUAUGUCCCUCAUCGCUAGCUACAUGUCCGCCAUCACUGUAUUGGGGAUACCCACAGAGAUAUACCUGUUCGGGACCGGGUAUUGGAUGGUGGCGCUGGCCGGUAUUCUAACCUACCCGGUCACCUGUCAUAUUUUCCUUCCAUUUUUUCACGACAUGGGGUUGUCAAGUGCUUACCAGUAUUUAGAAUUGAGAUUCUGCCGAACGGCGAGAUAUAUCGCCUCCGUUAUAUUUACGAUAGAGAUGCUACUUUAUAUGGCUGUGGUUUUGUAUGCACCCUCCCUUGCUCUGAAUCAAGUGACGGGACUGCCCUUGUGGGUGUCAAUUGUCACCGUCGGCAGUGUCGUCACCUUUUACACGUCAAUGGGAGGUCUCCGCGCAGUGUUGUGGACAGACACCUUCCAGACAUUUAUUGUCAUUGGCGGACUUAUCGCUCUCAUUGUCAUUGGGUGCCAGCGUCUGGGAGGACUCGCUCACGUAUGGAGCGUUGCUGAGCUUGGAGAGAGGAUCAACUUCUUAAAUUUUGACCCGAGCCCCUUUACGAGACUGACGGUGUGGGGAGCUGUGUUCGGCAGUUUCAUUGGUCAGCUGACAAUCUAUGGAGCCAAUCAGACGAUGCUACAGAGAUACAUGGCCAUCAAGAAUGUGAAGAACUCUCAGAUCGCCCUGUACAUCAGCCUUCCGGCCACUUUCCUACUUAUCUCCCUUGUAUGCUUGACCGGCCUUGUGAUUUACGCCACCUACCGGAGCUGUGACCCCUUGUUGAAUGGGCAGAUAAUCUCAAAUGAUCAGUUACUGCCCUUCCUCGCGAUGGACACUCUCGGUCAGAUGAAAGGCGUACCCGGCCUGUUUGUGGCCUGUAUUUUCGCGGCAGCUCUCAGCUCCAUAUCAUCUUGUCUGAACGCGACGUCAAUCACGUUAUUGGAGGACAUUAUUAAGCCGUGUCUUGAGGGGUGCAAGAAAUCCCUGUCCCCCAACACGGAGGCCUGGCUGGCCAAACUACUAGGCGUUUUUGGAGGCGUGAUUGUCAUCGGAUUGGCAUUUUUAUCAUCAAUUCUAGGGAACACAGUUUUACAGAUCAUGAUCACGGCGCUAGGGAUGGCGGGUGGCCCCCUGUUGGGGCUGUUUCUACUUGGCAUGUUUUGCCCCGGAUGUAACUCUAAGGGAGCAAUAAGUGCAACGAUAAUCAGUACUGCAGUGACGUUCUGGAUUGCGAUUGGCUCUUUUGUAACGCAUGCGCCUCAACCAGAGUUACCGCUAUCCACGUCAGGAUGUGUUGUCCACAAUGAGACUUUGACAUACAGCUACCUCAACUCAUCGAUGGCCAUUUCGCAUACUCAAUUGCAUGGCGUUGAAGAAAACUGGACGGGAAUAAAACUCAUCUACCGUCUAUCCUUCCUCUGGUAUCCGACGGUGUCUGUUGGGGUGUCGAUUGUCACCGGUGUCAUCGUCAGUUGGUUUACCUGUUGGAAUGGUCACCACGUGGACGCCCGCUACAUCUACCCCAUCUGUGGGACUCUUUGCUGCUGCCUACCAAAGUGUGUGCUCAACAGAUGUUACGGCUCCUAUCAGCGAGUACUUCCAUUUAGCUUGGGUGACAACGACAUUGGUCCUUUUGAUGAAGAAGAGGAAGUGACGUCAAACCGGAACAUAACCACGUCACGAGAAACGGCGAGACUUAUUCCGUCCGACAUCCGAAGCAUGGGAAAUACGGAAUCCGGCGAGGAAAGCCCAUUUUAGUCGGAGAAAAAUCUACUGCCGUUUUCGUCCAAAUUCAGUUAAGAUAUGGCAUUUAUUUGUUCAUCGUUUUGUGUAAGAUCAUGACACUGAGAAGUGGUACUAUCGAUGAAGAAUUUGAACUCUCUAUGUGAAGACACUUGUUUCGUAUCUUUAUCGAGUAGUAACUCGAGAGAGAGAAGCACUCUUCCCACAUUUCAUCGUAGGACAUUCAGGACAACUCAGACUUUGCAUAAAUAUUUCUCUCAGA